CUGAAAAUACACAACUUAAUACCUAAUAAUACUUAAUAUACAUAACUUGUUGCUGUUUAUGACUCAUUCAGGGAAGUGGACUGGAGAUAGAUGACUGCUGUCACAUUUCUCAUCCAUUUACUCCUGAACUUAAAUAAACGUUUGCUCUGCCGGUGGUUACUGUUGGUGUCCUUCUGACUCCGAUUUACAAUUUGCCAGAUGAGGCAGGGUUAGAGAAGUGCAACAUCUACAUUUUCUGCAGGUGGUGAGGAUUCUGUGACACCCAACAGAUGCCAUGCUAUCGGCAAAAUGAUUAUCUUCAGGAUUAGAAAAGACUAUCGUUUCAUCGUUCUACUCUGCAUCACUACUAUCGUUGUGUUUUAUACUGGACAGCUAUCCUCCAAUUCGCUUGUGGAUUUAGUUAAAAAUGCCCUUCGGCCACUGGACAGGAUCAUCUCUCCAAGAAAUUGCGGAUGUCUCAAAUGUAUGACACAGCCGGACGAUGACCUCUGGUUUCAGAAGCGCUUCAUCACAUCUUUUAAACCAUUUCUGACCAGAGAGUACAAGACACUCUCCAACGAUACAAGAACGUGGUGGCUGAAAUUGCAGAAAGAACAUACCAAAGCCAACUUUAGCGAGGUGGUGGAGAAGCUGUUCCAGGUCAUCCCUGAGGCUGACCUCUACAUGGACGCGGGCCCUGAGCGCUGUAGGACCUGUGCUGUAGUGGGGAACUCUGGGAACCUCAAGGGCUCCCACUACGGAGCCCUCAUCGACUCCAGUGAUGUCAUCAUAAGAAUGAACAAGGCUCCUACCUCUGGUUAUGAGCAGGAUGUUGGCAGCCGGACCACGCAUCACAUCAUGUACCCAGAGAGUGCCAUAGAUCUGGACAACACCACUAGUCUCGUGCUUUUCCCUUUCAAGACUCUGGACCUUCAGUGGCUACCCGGCGCCAUCACCAAUGGAUCUCACAUCACUUUCUCAUAUGCACGUCUUAGAGCGAAGAUAAAGGCGAACAAAGAUUUGGUAUUGGUUCUGAAUCCUGUGUUCAUGAAAUAUGUUCAUGAAGUCUGGCUUGACUAUUACGGCAAAUACCCCUCAACCGGAUUCAUGGCUUUGAUAUUAGCCCUACACAUUUGUGACGAGGUGAAUGUGUAUGGAUUUGGGAAAGACAGAAAUGGGAACUGGCACCACUACUGGGAAACACUAACCAAUAAAAAGCUAAAGACUGGACCACACCCUGGAGACUAUGAGUACAACGUCACCAGAAAGCUCUCAGAAAUACACAAACUAGAGAUGUAUAAGGGAUGGUGAUAAUUAAUCCAGAUUAUUAACAGGAUUUGCUUCAGCAGUCACUUUAAAUAUUGCACCAUUUAUUUCUGACUUUUUAUUCUUUAGAGCACUACUCCUCUUACACCGUUUAAGAUAGAAAUGGCAUUCAAACGUUUUAAAAUGUGUAGAUCGGUCUGGAUUAAGUUGCUUUUGAUAACAUCUAUACUUUUUAAACAUUUUGACCUUCUAAAAAAACUCAUCCACUUUUAUGGGAUUUCUUCAAAAUUCUAAAGCUACCAUUGUUAAAAACUCCCAUGACUUCCAACAUUCUAAUCACAAUAAUCAGCUAAUUUGAGAGCUUUCUCAACAAGUUAGACAAACAUUUAGAGCAUAUAGAAAUUGUAGUCUGCUUCUCUGCUAUUCAAAUCUGGAAUCAGAUUAGAAAUAUAUUCUACCAAUCAAACUAUACAGCUCAGAUACAAAAGCCGACAUAAGGAAAGACGAGAAGAGACGAAACUAGUCCGUUUUAGAAUGUUGUGUUGUGGGUGCAAAAUGGCUUUCUUACAGUCUAAUGCUUUGUAAAUGCUUGAGUUGAACAGUACUAGUCACUCGUAAUUUUCAACGCCUGUCCAGUAUCCUGUUUACAUACCGCACAGAGGAGUGAUUUAUUACUGGUUCAUUAUCUUUCGGGCAGCAAAAACAUAGCCAGGAGGAAACCUAGUUUCCUCUGGUUAGGCUAUAAAGAUCCUAUCACUCCUCUAUUUUAGACAUACAGUGCAUUCAGAAAGUAUUCAGACCUCUUUACUUUUUCCACAUUUUGUUACGUUACAGCCU
Coregonus clupeaformis (lake whitefish) is the source of this 2082-nucleotide messenger RNA. Its product is annotated as CMP-N-acetylneuraminate-beta-galactosamide-alpha-2,3-sialyltransferase 1. The transcript has 7 exons. Bases 289 to 1290 code for a protein of 333 amino acids. Gene Ontology annotation, molecular function: beta-galactoside (CMP) alpha-2,3-sialyltransferase activity. The record is from RefSeq and is a predicted model, not a curated record. Lineage: Eukaryota; Metazoa; Chordata; Actinopteri; Salmoniformes; Salmonidae.